Messenger RNA from Hipposideros armiger (great roundleaf bat), 7582 nucleotides. It is a transcript of the gene TANC1, whose product is annotated as tetratricopeptide repeat, ankyrin repeat and coiled-coil containing 1. The transcript has 27 exons. Gene Ontology annotation, molecular function: protein binding. Gene Ontology annotation, biological process: regulation of postsynapse organization. Gene Ontology annotation, cellular component: glutamatergic synapse. The coding region runs from base 362 to 5860 and encodes 1832 amino acids. Lineage: Eukaryota; Metazoa; Chordata; Mammalia; Chiroptera; Hipposideridae. The record is from RefSeq and is a predicted model, not a curated record.
GCAGCCUUAGCUGUGGCAGCUGCAGGAGCAGCGGCCGCCUCGGAAGCUGGAGGAGAGGCAGCGGCAGAGCGCCGAGCUGGCUGCGCCCGGAGGCCCAGCCCUGGGGGUGGGGAAUCGCGCCGAGGAGCUGGAAACUUUCCCAGCAGGAGCUGACCAUUGGCUGAAGAGAAAAUUGUGAAUUAAGCCCCUCUCCACUUUUUUUCCUGGUGCGUGAGGAGAAGUUCCCAAAAAUAGUUUGCCUUCCAGCUUCCUGUGGUCAGCUUGUCCAGAGGAACUUGCCUUCUGCUCUCCAGUGAGAUAACCUCUCUCUGCUGCAAGCAAGUGGAGUCUGGGGUGAGGCAGAGGCAAAGGAGUGUCGAAAAUGUUAAAGGCUGUGCUGAAGAAGAGCCGAGAGGGAGGAAAGGGAAGCAAGAAGGAAACAGGAAGUGACUUUGGUCCAGAGGCCUCCCCUCCAGCCCUGCCACUGUGCCAUGGUGGCGACUUUUCCGUGGGCAGUCUUCCUGGAGCAGACGACACCUACAGGGUGAGCUUGGCCAAAGGUGUAUCCAUGUCUCUGCCUUCAUCACCUCUGCUGCCUCGACAGUCUCACUUGGUGCAAUCAAGAUCAAACAAAAAAUCCCCAGGUCCCGUCAGGAAGCCCAAGUAUGUGGAAAGCCCCCGAGUGCCUGGAGAUGCAGUUAUAAUCCCUUUCAGAGAAGUGUCCAAGCCAACAGAGCCUAAUGAGAAUGAAGCAAAGGCCGAUAAUGAACCGAGCUGUUCGCCGGCAGCUCAAGAACUGUUGACAAGGCUGGGAUUUUUACUGGGAGAAGGGAUCCCAAGUGCCACACACAUAACCAUUGAAGAAAAAAAUGAAACCAUGUGCACAGCUCUGAGCCAAGGCAUCAGCCCUUGCUCCACACUAACAAGCAGCACCGCAUCUCCCAGCACCGAUAGCCCCUGCUCAACCUUGAAUAGCUGUGUCAGCAAGACGGCAGCCAACAAAAGUCCCUGUGAGACCAUUAGCAGCCCUAGUUCCACCCUGGAAAGCAAGGACAGUGGAAUUAUAGCCACAAUUACAAGUUCAUCCGAAAAUGAUGACCGGAGUGGCUCCAGUUUGGAGUGGAAUAAGGACGGAAGCCUAAGGUUAGGGGUGCAGAAGGGAGUGCUUCAUGACCGCAGGGCAGAUAAUUGCUCCCCAGUGGCAGAAGAGGAACCCACUGGGUCAGCGGAGAGCGUGCUGCCCAAAGCGGAAGCCUCAGCUGGAGAUGGUCCAGUCCCUUAUUCUCAGAGCUCCAGCUCACUAAUAAUGCCACGGCCCAACUCAGUUGCAGGUAAGGCUGUGCUUCUCCAUGGGAGGGUUAUUCCGCUGGGUCUGAGGUGCCCCGUGUUCACCCUCUCCACUUGGGAAUCUAAUCCAGACACGAGCCAGCUUUGCGAUUGUGGGCCAGGCCCUUACCUUUCACGAUUUGCUCCCUACAAGCCUCAAGACAUUUUGUUGAAGCCCCUGUUGUUCGAAGUACCGAGCAUAACAACAGACUCUGUAUUUGUGGGAAGGGAUUGGCUCUUUCACCAGAUAGAAGAAAACCUGAGGAACACAGAGCUGACAGAAAACAGAGGAGCGGUGGUUGUUGGAAACGUGGGCUUUGGGAAGACGGCCAUCAUUUCCAAGUUGGUGGCACUUAGCUGCCACGGGAGCCGCAUGAGGCAGAUUGCUUCCAACAGCCCCAGUUCAUCACCUAAAACUUCAGAUUCCUCCUCGGACCUUCCUUUCACUGCACUGCUUUCACCAAGUUCUUCUACAAGUGGUAUCAAUGUGGCUAAAAUGCCUACUGGGUCUGGGUCUGAUACUCCUGAGAACCAGAGACCAAAAGAGGAUGCAGUGAAAUACCUCGCUUCUAAGGUCGUGGCCUACCACUACUGCCAGGCCGAUAACACGUACACGUGCCUGGUGCCUGAGUUCGUGCACAGCAUCGCGGCUCUUCUCUGCCGGUCCCACCAGCUGGCCGCCUACAGAGAUCUGCUGAUAAAGGAGCCCCAGCUACAGAGCAUGCUGAGCCUCAGGUCCUGUGUGCAGGACCCAGUGGCUGCCUUCAAGAGGGGCGUGCUGGAACCACUCACAAACCUGAGAAACGAGCAGAAAAUUCCUGAAGAAGAAUACAUUAUUUUGAUAGAUGGCUUAAAUGAAGCUGAGUUUCAUAAACCCGAUUAUGGAGAUACACUUUCUUCAUUUAUUACCAAAAUUAUCUCUAAAUUUCCUGCCUGGUUGAAGUUGAUUGUGACUGUAAGAGCAAAUUUUCAGGAAAUCGUAAGUGCGCUGCCAUUCAUCAAGCUUUCCUUAGAUGACUUUCCCGACAACAAAGACAUUCACAGCGACCUGCACGCCUAUGUCCAGCACAGGGUCCACAGCAGCCAGGACAUUCUCAGCAACAUCUCUCUGAACGGCAAGGCCGACGCCGCACUCAUUGGGAAAGUGAGCAGCCACCUGGUCCUGCGAAGCCUCGGCUCCUACCUGUACCUCAAGCUCACCUUGGACCUCUUCCAGAGGGGACACCUGGUCAUCAAAAGUGCCAGCUACAAGGUGGUGCCAGUGUCUCUGUCCGAGCUCUAUCUGCUGCAGUGCAACAUGAAGUUCAUGACCCAGUCCGCCUUCGAGAGGGCCCUUCCGAUUUUAAACGUGGCCCUCGCGUCCCUGCACCCCAUGACAGACGAGCAGAUUUUCCAGGCUAUUAAUGCCGGCCACAUACAUGGGGAGCAGGGAUGGGAAGACUUUCAGCAGAGGAUGGAUGCCCUCUCCUGCUUCCUCAUUAAGAGGCGAGACAAAACCCGCAUGUUCUGCCACCCGUCCUUCAGGGAGUGGCUUGUUUGGCGAGCAGAUGGUGAAAACACGGCCUUCCUGUGUGAGCCCAGGAAUGGGCACGCUCUCCUGGCAUUCAUGUUCUCUCGACAAGAGGGCAAGCUGAACCGCCAGCAGACCAUGGAGCUUGGCCACCACAUCCUAAAGGCGCACAUUUUCAAGGGCCUGAGUAAAAAGACAGGAAUCUCUUCAAGCCAUCUCCAAGCCCUGUGGAUCGGGUACAGCACCGAGGGGCUGUCUGCCGCCCUCGCCUCUCUCAGGAAUCUCUACACUCCCAACGUGAAGGUGAGCAACCCGAUCCCACCCAGAGCCAGAGCCCCCAGCCCCGGCACCUGCUGCCCACCCUCCAACAUACCUGCCCUCCCCCCUGCAUUGGGUGGUGACAUGAAGCUGGUGUGUCUGCUGAUCAAGAAGGGGGCGAGGGUGGACCACUUGGAUAAGAAAGGCCAGUGUGCGCUGGUCCACAGUGCCCUGAGGGGCCACGGGGACAUUCUCCGGUACCUGCUGAGCUGUGAGUGGUUGGCAGGUUCUCCCCAGCCAGGCGCACUGAAGAAGAGCCAAGCCCUGCAGCAGGCACUGACGGCAGCCGCCAGCAUGGGCCACAGCUCGGUGGUCCAGUGCUUGCUGGGACUGGAAAAGGAACAUGAAAUAGACGUCAAUGGCACCGACACGCUGUGGGGAGAAACAGCCCUGACUGCCGCUGCAGGACGAGGGAAGCUGGAAGUCUGUGAGCUGCUGCUGGAGUGUGGAGCUGCUGUGUCUCGGACUAACCGAAGAGGGGUCCCACCUUUGUUUUGUGCAGCCCGCCAGGGACAUUGGCAGAUCGUGAGAUUGCUGUUGGAACAUGGCUGUGAUGUGAACCUAAGUGACAAGCAGGGCCGGACGCCCCUCAUGGUGGCCGCUUGUGAAGGGCACUUGAGCACUGUGGAAUUUCUCCUUUCAAAAGGUGCCACCCUUUCUUCUCUGGACAAAGAGGGUCUGUCAGCAUUAAGCUGGGCUUGUCUGAAAGGUCACAGGGCAGUGGUCCAGUUUCUGGUUGAGGAAGGAGCCGAGAUAGACCAGAUGGACAAGAAUGGCCGCACGCCCCUGGACCUUGCCGCCUUCUACGGUGAUGCAGAGACCGUGCUGUACCUGGUUGAGAAGGGAGCCGUGAUCGAGCACGUGGACCACAGCGGCAUGCGUCCCUUGGACAGAGCCAUCGGUUGUCGAAACACAUCUGUAGUGGUUACACUGCUGAGAAAAGGAGCCAAAUUAGGAAAUGCUGCUUGGGCGAUGGCUACUUCCAAACCUGAUAUUUUGAUUAUACUUUUACAGAAAUUGAUGGAGGAAGGAAACAUGAUGUACAAAAAAGGGAAGAUGAAAGAGGCCGCCCAGAGGUACCAGUACGCGUUAAGGAAGUUCCCUCGAGAAGGAUUCGGAGAGGACAUGAGACCGUUCAAUGAACUGAGAGUUUCCCUCUAUCUCAAUUUGUCUCGCUGCCGAAGAAAAACAAAUGACUUCGGCAUGGCAGAAGAAUUUGCCUCCAAGGCUCUUGAAUUGAAACCGAGGUCUUAUGAAGCCUUCUAUGCCAGGGCAAGAGCGAAGAGAAAUAGCAGGCAGUUUGUGGCAGCUCUGGCUGACUUGCGGGAGGCUGUGAAACUCUGUCCCACCAACCAGGAAAUCAAGAGGCUCCUGGCCCGCGUGGAAGAGGAAUGCAAACAACUCCAGAGGAGCCAGCAGCAAAAACAGCAGUGCCCGCCCCCGGCCCCACCCAAUGACUCAGAUAACGAGGAGGACGUCCCCACCCCUGGAUCAAACGACCGUUUUCAUCUUGAGGAGGUUGAAGAAGAAGAAACUUCUCCACAGGAAGAAUCCAUUUCCCUGACUCCCAGGUCCCAACCAUCCUCCGUCCCCUCCCCGUAUAUCCGAAACCUUCAAGAAGGGUUACAGUCCAAACUAAGGCCCGUCUCACCACAGAACAGGCCAGGAAUCCCCAAGCCGCUGAGGGAGCCUGUCGCGCAGCCAGGGCUGGUGAUGCAACCCACGAAGCAGGCACAGAUAGUGAAAACCAGCCAACAUCUGGGUUCCGGACAGGCUGGCGUGAGGAACGGCAGCACAAAGAUUCAGGUCCCUUCUCCAAAUCCUCCCCCAAGUCCCAUGCCGGGCAGAAUGGCUGCAACUCCUACUGGCGGCAGAAACCAGCAUUCCGAGGGAACAGGCGCUUUCGCGUUGGCGGUGGGUUCUGGCCGUUUUGGGGAUCGCCCGGGCCCCAGCCACAGUGCUCAGCUGCAGCACACUGAGAGCGGAGCUGCAUAUCCUUUACCAAGCAAGAUCAAAACCGCGGAGAGGCUCCUGUCUCACACCUCCGUGGCCGUGGAUGUAGCCCCUCUCAGCCCAGGGGGGCCCGUGAGCUGCAGCGACCUGCGACACCCAGCGUCCCUCACCAGCUCAGGCUCUUCUAGUUCUCCAUCCAGCAGCAUCAAGAUGUCAAGUUCAAACAGUAGUUUGACUUCAAGCAGCAGUUUUUCAGAUGGCUUCAAGAGCCAAGGACCAGAUGCUCGGGUUAAAGAUAAGGCGGUUCCCCAGGUUCAGAGCGGCACCGCUGAGCACAGACCACGCAAUACCCCAUUUAUGGGCAUCAUGGAUAAGACUGCGAGGUUCCAGCAGCAGAGCAAUCCUCCAGCCCGCACCUGGCACUGUCAGGGGCCGGAGGGGCUGCUGACAAACACAUCUUCUGCAGCUGGCCUGCAGCCCUCGAACUCGGAGAAGCCCUCUCUCAAACAAGCAGCAGGAUAUAACAGCCAAGCCAAAACCUGUUCUAUUUCUACCCUGGGUGGAAGUGUCCACAACGGGUCACAGGUGAAGGAACUAGAAGACAGGAAGUGCCAAAUUCCAGCCCACUGUCAAGAUAACAGGAUAACUAAGACUGUUUCUCAUCUGUAUCAGGAAAGUAUCUCUAAACAGCAGCCUCAUAUCAGUAAUGAAGCCCAUAGGAGUCACCUUCCUUCAGCAAAACCAAAGCGAUCAUUCAUAGAGUCCAAUGUGUGAGCCUUAAGAGACACCCAUUUGUAGAAUUUGGAAAACAGUGCGUAGGCUCCUGGUGGUAACUUAAUGGGUUUUUUUGGUUUUUUUUAAAUGAGAAAAAUUAUUUUUAGCCAUAUUUUUUUUCUUUUUUCCUUGGGGAUUGAUCAGAUAUCACUGAUUUAUUUUAAAUAUGGGAUAAAAUUUCUUUGAUAAAUAGCCAGAAGUCACCAUAAAUAAGAAUGCUAACCAGAAUAAAAAACUACAAUUAGUUAUGCCUAUUAAGUUGCAAGUUUAAGAAAGCCAAGAAGACAUUAACUCAUGCUUUUUUCUCCUAUGAAGUUUUUAUCAUUUUUCUCCUAGCCUUUGCUAUGUGGUAAAAUAAUAAUAUUUCAUAGAGAAUAUAAAUGUCUAGUGAUAGGUUUAACUCAUUACAUAAUAUCCAGAUGAUGUAUUCUGGAAAAGAUGGAAUUUUCAAGUUACAGUUCCAUUGAGUCAAAUCCCAAUUUUUAUAUAUAUAUAUAUAUAUAUAUAUAUAUAUAUAUAUAUAUAUAUAUAUAUACACAUACACAUAAAAUUAAGACCUAAGUGAUUUCUAGCUGAAUAUGUGUGACUAUAAAUGUUCUAUAGCUGAUUUUUUUUUUAAAGAAAAAUACAAGAACAUCCAAAUAUUGUUCCCUUGAAAGCAGUUUCCUGAAGAGGGUUAAGCACUUAUUUCCAUGUUAUGCUUCUCAUUAAACACAUUUUUACAGAACCUUUUUGGAACUAUAUUCCCACUUCAAGGUGUUUUAAUAUUUGGAAACAGUAUUAAGCCAUUUGGAAUCAUGAUUGGUGGUCAAGUUGGAUUUGGGCUAAACUACUAAGAACAUUGCAUUCUUGGUGACACGUAAAUUAGCUCUCUCCUUGUUCCUAAAGUGCUUUUAACAAUGAGAGCGCUCCUGGAGCAAACCUUCCAGGGCCCUUUAAGGACAAUAUUUAAUUUGGAUACUUAAGGUCUGGUUGAUUGGUUGCUUUUGUUUUUUUAUACAUUCAUUACUUAUAGUCACAUGUAUAUAUUAAAUAGCCAAGUUGUAUUCAGACUUGUAAAUAUAACUAUUUCAAGUAGUUAAUCUUUAAAAAAAAAAAAAGUCAUAUAUCUGCAUGUUGUCAGCUUCAUCCAUGCUGGUUAUUGCACUGAACGAUAUAUUAUUAUGGCAUGUUAACAGUGUACCAGUAACGGCACUUUAUCUCAUUUAUUUGAACACCUUUGAGGUGCUACUUAAGUCCAAACUGAUGUAUUAUUAAUUUGUAAAGAAAAGGUACAGGAAUGAACCUUGGUUUAAAGGUAUUUUUAUAUGAAAAUGGUGUGCUAUUGAAGGAUGUUAAAAAUGCUAGUUUGAGAGAGGCGGGAGUGUCUUUGUUUUAUAUGUUGGGAUGUGAAAUUUAUUUUCUAGAAUUGGGGGAGAAGGAAGUUCUAUAUUUACAGAAUGUUUUAAAAACGACUCGUUGUAAUGAAGUUCCUGUGAGCAUUGUUAUAGUUUUGUACGAAUAGGAAUCUUCUGGUGUUAUUCUUCAACAUUUGUUCCUGUUGUAUGUUGUACAGCUUUACCAUUUUUUAUAGGCUUUUCAUGAGUUCUGCUAUAACUACUAUGGCUUAUUUAUUGUUUAUUGUUUUCUUUAAUAUUUGUGAACGUCUUACUCUUUUGUUCUGUAGUUUGUUUCUGCACAACUACUGUACUUUUCCAUAUGGAAUAAAGACAAUUAAUAGAA